Paramecium pentaurelia is the source of this 756-nucleotide messenger RNA. The record is from the annotation of a GenBank genome assembly. NCBI's taxonomy places the organism in Eukaryota, Ciliophora, Oligohymenophorea, Peniculida, Parameciidae.
AUGAAAAGAAUUCUUUAACAUUUUAGGUAUUCAUAGCAGAAAACUCAAAAUUUGAUCUUGGUUGAUUUUAAUGAUAAACUAAUAUGUAGUUAUUCAAAUUUAAUAAUAUUUAGAAUCAAUAGAUAAAUGGGAAGCUCAUUCAACUAAAUACAUCUUUAAUGAAAAAUCAUUUCCUCAUCGAGCAUUUAGCUUAUUUUUGUUUGAUAAAAAUUAUAGAUUAUUACUUCAAUAACGUAGCAAUGCUAAAAAGACAUUCCCUUUAUUAUGGGCUAACACUUGUUGUAGUCACUAAUUAUAUCAUGAAAAUGAAGAUGAUUAAGUUAUGAAAUACAGUAGGAGUGAGUAUUAUGUGAAAAAAAGAACUUUGGAAGAAUUAAAUUUUGAUAUUAAGGAUACCCAAAUUGAAUUAGUCUAAAAAAUAAUUUACUCAGCUAAGGAUAAUGAUUAAUAUGGAGAAUAUGAAUGUAUCAUUAAUAAUUUAUAAUAUUUAGUGGAUUACAUUUAUUUUGCAAAGUUGCAAUAAGAUCAACCUAAAAUUAAUGGAAAUCCUGAAGAAGUUAAUGAUUGCAAAUGGUUAUCCUUGAAUGAAUUUCUACAAUUUAAAUAAUUAAAUAAAGUAAGAAUUGAUUAAUUAAGAAUUCAUUUACCCCUUGGUUCAAUUUGAUUAACGAUUCUUACCUUUUGAAUUGGUGGUCAAAAUAUUAAGAAAAUAACAAAAGUUUUUUUUCUAAAGAAACUAUUGUGAAAUUAAAUUGA